Molecule: messenger RNA, 3404 nt
Organism: Erythranthe guttata (spotted monkey flower)
Lineage: Eukaryota; Viridiplantae; Streptophyta; Magnoliopsida; Lamiales; Phrymaceae
Biological process (GO): protein folding in endoplasmic reticulum
Cellular component (GO): EMC complex
Molecular function (GO): protein binding
Source: RefSeq, a predicted model, not a curated record
GACUCCUUUAUAACUUCGCCCUGAGAUCUGUUUUCUUUUUCGUUGUCUUCUCCCUCUAGAGAGAGAAAAUUGACGAAUCGUAGCUACGAUGGGGAUUAGGGUUUUUCUGCUUCUCCUCCUCUUCUUCUGUACAUCAUAUCCCACCUUUUCCCUACACGAAGACCAAGUCGGCCUCAUGGAUUGGCAUCAACAGUACAUUGGGAAAGUAAAGCACGCAGUUUUCCACACUCAGAAGGCGGCGAGGAAGCGCGUUAUCGUCUCCACCGAGGAAAACGUCGUUGCUUCACUUGAUCUUCGCCAUGGGGAGAUUUUUUGGAGGCAUGUUUUGGGGCCCAAUGACGUCAUCGAUCAGAUUGAUAUCGCGCUUGGAAAAUAUGUUAUUACUCUGUCAUCUGGAGGAAGUGUCGUAAGAGCUUGGAACCUUCCUGAUGGCCAGAUGGUGUGGGAGUCAACACUUCUUGGCUCCAAGUCCUCGAGGCCAUUAUUACUAAUUCCAAAAAAUUUGAAGGUCGACAAGGACGAUGUAAUAUUUGUUUACGGUAACGGUUUUAUUUAUGCUGUUGCAAGCAUUGAUGGAGAGUUCAUCUGGAAAAAGGAGCUAGCUUCUGAAGGCAUCGAUGUCCAACAGUUAAUUCUUCCGGAAGGAAGUGAUACAAUAUAUGCUGUAGGUUUGCUUGGUUCCUCCCGGUUUGAUGUUUAUCAACUCGAUGUUAAGAGUGGUGAGCUGUUGAAGCAUAACAGCAUGUUCUUUCCUGCUGGGUUUUCUGGGGAUUUGUCAUUUGUGUCAGAGGGCAUGGCUAUGGCAGUAGAUUUUACUGAAACAGUUCUUGUUUCCGUACUCUUCCGAGAUGGACAAAUUAGCUUUCAUAAGACACAUGUUUCUCAACUCAUCCCGGGUUUUUCAGGACCAGCUGUGACAUUACCUUCCAAAAUACCCGGAACAUUUAUUCUAAAAACAGGUAGUUCUGUUCAUUUCAUAAAGGUGAUUAAUGAAGGCAAGUUGAUAGUUGUGGGCCAAGUUGGUCAUACAGAUGCUGUAAGCGAUGCUCUAUCUCUUCCGGAAGAUCAGCAAGGUUUUGCCCUUGUUCAGCAGGGUGAUGGGAAGAUUUUUCUUACAGUGAAGCUUGGCGAUGAUUGGACAACCAAUUUAAUUGAUGAUACAGUUCAGAUGGAUCAUCAGAGGGGACUUGUGCAUAAGGUUUUCUUGAAUACAUAUGUUCGGACGGACAGGUCAAAUGGUUUCAGGGUUCUGAUUGUCAUGGAAGACCAUUCAUUGCUGUUAUUACAGCAAGGCGAGAUUGUCUGGAGUAGGGAAGAUGGUCUAGCUUCAAUUAUAGAUGUUAAAGCAUCAGAGUUACCAGUUGAAAAGGAUGGUGUGUCGGUGGCGAAAGUAGAGCACAACCUUUUUGAAUGGCUUAAGGGGCAUCUGCUGAAGCUCAAAGGAACUCUUAUGAUAGCAACCCCUGACGAUGUGGUAGCCAUACAGAAAAUAAGGUUGCAAAGCUCUGAGAAAAGCAAGAUGACUCGUGACCGCAACGGAUUCCGAAAGCUUCUCAUAGUACUUACUCGAUCGGGGAAAGUUUUUGCCCUACACACUGGAGACGGCAGAAUUGUGUGGUCCCUCUUACUGAAAUCUCUUCGUAAAUCGGAAACGUGUGAAAAUCCUAGGGGGGUUAGUUUGCAUCAAUGGCAGGACCCUCAUCAUCAUGCAUUGGACGAGAAUCCAUCUGUUCUGGUUGUGGGAAGAUGUGGACAGGGUUUAGAUUCUGCCGGAGUUUUCUCUAUUGUUGACACAUACACUGGGAAGGAGUCAUAUCAUGUAGGGCCCACUCAUUCCAUUGCCCAUGUUAUUCCACUGCCUUUUACCGAUUCCAGAGAGCAGCGUUUGCAUUUGCUUUUGGAUGCGAAUCGACAGGGUCACUUGUACCCAAGAACUGCCGAGGCUCUCGGCAUUUUUCAGCAUGAUUUGGGGAACGUGUAUUGGUAUUCUGCUGAAACUGAUAAUGGUGUCCUAAGGGGUCACGGAGUGCAGAAGAAUUGCGUUCUUGAGGUGGCAGAUGACUACUGUUUUGGCACAAGGGACCUAUGGUCAAUUGUGUUCCCCUCAGAGUCGGAAAAGAUUGCUGCAACUGCAACAACAAGUUCAAAUGAGGUGGUUCAUACUCAAGCUAAGGUGACAGCAGAUCAGGAAGUCAUGUACAAAUACAUAUCAAAGAAUCUUCUAUUUUUGGCUACUGUUUCACCUAAAGCCGUUGGUCCUAUCGGUUCAGUUACCCCUGAUGAGUCAUCUCUCGUCGUUUACGUGAUUGAUACUGUAACUGGUCGUAUUUUGCACCGAAUGACCCAUCAUGGUUCACAGGGUCCCGUAAAUGCUGUCUUUAGCGAGAAUUGGAUUGUCUAUCACUACUUCAACCUAAGGGCACACCGAUAUGAGAUGUCUGUUAUCGAAAUCUACGACCAAGCUCGUGCGGAAAACAAAGACGUCUUGAAGCUUGUUUUUGGUGCACAUAAUCUUACUUCACCGAUAACUGCAUACUCCCGCCCCGAAGUCUUCACCAAGUCGCAGUCUUAUUUUUUCACGCAUUCCUUGAAAACAAUCGCCGUGACUUUAACUGCCAAAGGCAUAACUUCCAAGCAGAUUCUUCUUGGAACAAUCGGUGAUCAGGUUUUGGCUCUCGAUAAGCGGUUUUUAGAUCCUCGAAGAACAGUCAACCCCACUCAAGCCGAGAAAGAGGAAGGAAUUAUUCCUCUUACCGACUCAAUACCAAUUAUUCCUCAGUCUUAUGUAACGCAUGCUCUUAAAGUGGAAUCACUGAGAGGCAUAGUAACAGUUCCUGCAAAGCUGGAGUCAACAACCCUUGUCUUCGCUUAUGGUGUAGAUCUCUUCUUCACUCGGCUCGCACCUUCUAGAACAUACGAUUCUCUUACCGAAGAUUUCAGCUAUGCUUUACUUCUACUCACAAUUGUUGGCCUAAUUGUGGCAAUUUUCGUUACAUGGGUUUGGUCGGAGAAGAAAGAUCUUCAGGACAAGUGGAGAUGAGUGAGUUACAAACAGUUUGCAAAAAAGUCCAUCCUUUGUCCUGUCACGGGAUUUUCGGCUUCUUAGAUUAUGGACCAGUCCUUUUGUAGCUUGAUGAUAUCUCGCUGUGGUUAAUUUAAUUCUGAUUUAAUGGUGCCAAAAGUUUUCGACCAAAUGUUGUAAAUUCAGAAUGAGAGUAGAACCGAACGAUACAAGAAGUAGGCUUGCUCUUCAUAGUUUUUGUUUUCUAUCGUAGCGAACUAUUGUUACAGAAAAACCUAGUGCCAUUGAUGGUGAAAUAUUGUUCUUUUCCUCGCGUAAAACUAUAUAGAAUAAUAUUCGUCACCAUUGCUUUUGACGCAAUUGUUCAAGUCAUUUUUCGUUA